Cottoperca gobio is the source of this 4245-nucleotide messenger RNA. It is a transcript of the gene fezf1, whose product is annotated as FEZ family zinc finger 1. Gene Ontology annotation, cellular component: nucleus. Gene Ontology annotation, biological process: regulation of transcription by RNA polymerase II. Bases 265 to 1584 code for a protein of 439 amino acids. The transcript is spliced from 4 exons. Lineage: Eukaryota; Metazoa; Chordata; Actinopteri; Perciformes; Bovichtidae. Gene Ontology annotation, molecular function: DNA-binding transcription factor activity, RNA polymerase II-specific. The record is from RefSeq and is a predicted model, not a curated record.
AGUAUUGAGCAAAUUAUCUACUUUUCCUUCUCCUUCCUGGACAGUUAACGAUCGGCGAGGUCUCGGCUCUCCGCACGCUGCUAUCGAGCGAGCCACGGCCGCCCUGUCGUCAAUAAGGACGGAGAGGGACUGGGCCGGUGAUUUGGAGGGGGGGUUCCCCGGCAGAUGAUGCCCUUUCCUGCGGGCCGGUGAGGAGCAGCACCGACCCCCGGCUUCCCUCCAGCAGCUUGUUGUUGUUGUCGCGGCGCGGUUGAUGCGGAGGUGAUGGACGGUCCUCUCCGCCGCCCAGCGGGGAUCCUCGGCUCCCCCCCGGCUUCUGGGAGCCAGCCCGCGGGCUCCGACAUGCUCAUCUCCGGCGGCGGCAGCAAGCCUCUCGCUUUUUCCAUCGACCGGAUUAUGGCCAGGACGCCCGAGCCCAAGUCGAUACCGUUGCCCAGCUGGUUCCAGUCCGCUCCCGUGGGGAAACCCGACGUCUGCCCGUCCUCGCUGCAUUGCAUGAUUCCACUGGUGCCGCUCGGGUACGAGCCGGGCCACCGGCUCAGCAUCACCGGGCUGGAUCCGGGACACUUCGACGCGUCUUCUCUCGCCGCUCCGGCUGACUUUUUGGGCUUUGGGUUGAACUAUAAGAACCACCAAGAGGACUCCGCUGUGAGCCAAAGCGCCGGCCAGUACAAACUCUUCAGACCCCGGGUGGUGAACCAGUCCUCCUUCCCCGCCAUGGGCACCGUGUGCUACCUGAACUGCAGCGGGGACAGCGGCGCGUGUGCCCCGCCGGCCGGCCUGGUCAACCUGCACCCGAUGGCCUCGUACCUGCUCACAGCCCGGCACAAAGCCUUCAUGGCGGAGAAAAGCAAGUCGGGCCAGCAGCAGGCCGGGGAGCGGUACCCGGUGUCCGGCGUCCAGGCCUUCAAGGAGCUGUCUCAGAGCCAGAUCCAGCACUACAUGAAGGAGCGGGACCAGAUCCUCACAGAUAAAAUCUUCAAGGGCUCUGCGGCGGCGGCGGCGGCGGCAGCAGCCCGACUCAGCGGCUCCUGUCCCGGCAGCAAGCCCAAAGUGUUCACCUGCGAGGUCUGCGGCAAGGUGUUUAACGCACACUACAACCUGACCCGCCACAUGCCCGUGCACACCGGCGCGCGGCCGUUUGUGUGUAAAGUUUGCGGGAAAGGAUUCCGACAGGCGAGCACGCUCUGCAGACACAAAAUCAUCCACACUCAGGAAAAACCGCACAAGUGUAACCAGUGCGGGAAAGCUUUCAACCGCAGCUCCACGCUCAACACGCACACGCGCAUCCACGCGGGAUACAAACCGUUCGUGUGCGAGUUCUGCGGGAAAGGAUUUCAUCAGAAAGGAAACUACAAGAACCACAAGCUGACCCACAGCGGGGAGAAGCAGUUCAAGUGUUCGAUCUGCAACAAGGCGUUCCACCAGGUGUACAACCUCACCUUCCACAUGCACACGCACAACGACAAGAAGCCCUUCACCUGCCCCACCUGCGGAAAGGGCUUCUGCAGGAACUUUGACCUGAAGAAGCACAUCAGGAAGCUGCACGACAUGGCCGGCACGCAGUCUUCCCCGCAGGCCUGAGAGCCGCUCAGCUCGGACCUGAACAAUGACUCUGUGCCCUUCAUCUGGCCGACGCACCGAGAACACGUCAGGCCUGAGACUGUACGUCCCACAUGCACACAUGUUGGUGUUAGAGAGAAGAUUCUGUGUCCUCCAAUCAGCGAGCUUUGUUCCCUGAAUCAGUGGUUUGGAUCCUCCAAUGACUGAAUGUGUUUCUUUUACUUGAUAACUGGUGACAGACUCCUGCUCUCAGAUGUCUUCAUCACUUCUCUCUCGUGCAGCCGUGACAUUAUCCAAAACCUUGAGGCUGAUUCUGAUUAUUUGUUUGAACAAAAACUCCUUUUUGACUCUUGAGGCCAAAAUCAAAGCUGCAGUGCUGAGAUAUGUUGACUUCCAGUCCUUAGUAUGUGGAACAGGGGGUCCUACAUUUCCCAUAAUGCAACUGCACUGUGUGUUUUGAUUUUAGACCCUCCCUGCCUGUCCUUCAAACUAUUUCUUUCAGACGACUCCUCACCAAACUGGUUUUCAUGUGUACAAUGAGUGAAGUAAAACAAUUUGACCCGCGGCGGGGUUUUGUUUGACGGACACGGGGCGGUCCCUUCUGAAAUGGAUAAUGACCCCCAUGCAGUGUGAGACUUUGGACUAUCCCAGUUGACGAUCGUGAUAGAAGAAACAUUCGGUCUCUGAUCCAAUACGAGCGGAGACAUCCUCAGUAUCCAGCAGUGUUGUGUCACACUACGGUGAUCCCUGUUUGAGGUCAGUUAAAGGUGCAAUGAGUAGGACUUCCAGCAGUGUGUGUGAUGGUGUGUGUCUGCAGAUGCUCUGCCUGGAUCUUCCUACUUUUCUGUGUUCGGGACGUUCGUGGACGUCAACCUCUAUAAAUAGUGACCAGGUGCCGGAUGGUGAGCGAGCAUCCAACAGGAAGCUGCGAGAAGCCAAAGACGAAGCUCGUUCCAAAACAAGAGUGAAUAUUGUGGUUGGCUUUCCACGGCGGCCCUCGUUGAGCCGGGGGGAGGAACAUGUUGUGCUGACCUACUCAUUGUGCCUUUAAGAUCAAGUAUUUCUGAUGAGAUGGUGAAUAAUCCACAAAAUAUGUCAUUUUUUAAAAUAUAAAUUCCCUCGAAUAACAAACAUGUCCCUUUGUGUAAAUGUCCCGUAAAUGUGACCCAGAAGAAACACUCGACUCCUCCAGUCUCCUCUCAGGCCUUUUGACCCCAAACUUGACCCCUUCCUCUUGAACCAGACCCUGCAAAAGCCAUCAGGACACUCCCUGACCCCUCCCGCCCGCAGUGGCCCCCUCAGACCCGAUAUGACGUGACCCCUGACCUCUCUGGCCCUUAACCCCGGCCUGGAAACUAGUCCAAGCCUCCCGCCUGGCCGCCAAGCGUCUGACUCUCAGCUGGGACUGACACGCUGAACUCUCCUCUGGUGGCUAUGAUUAUUAUGUCAUUAGAAGUCAGUGAUUACUAGUUUUAUUAUCUUUGAGUUGCAUCUCAGGAUGUGAGAUUGAUGAACUCUGACACCAGAGAUGUGGCCGAGGUGAAACAGGAUUUAUAACAAUAUUUCAAAACAAAAGUCUUUACAACAAAUGUUCUUUAUUUUGUUUUUGUCAACAAAUCCCAUAAAAAGACAAAACCAAGUUAUUUAUCCUGCUAACAAGUAUUGUGUGUUCAUCAAACGCUGAAACAUCUUCUUCCUCCAGAAAACUAUGAAGUGAAUGAGCUUCACCGACAUGCUCCUUCUGAACACACACCGUCCUUUAGUCUCCAUCUCACACACACCGUGCUGCUGCACCACACACUCACAAGAGCGCCGAAUGUGGAUUCAUCCGCCGCUGAAAAUAGUCCCCGACAAAAGCGCUCGCUCCUCCUGUGUGUGUGAGACAAAGUGAAGCGAUCAGCUGUUUUGGGAAACUACUGACGAGAUUAAAGAAGGCAGGAAGUAUUGAGAGACACAUUGUUGGUUUCAUUUUCAUGGGAUUUGUUGACAAAAAAUACAAAUAGACAUGUUUAUUCACAGUAUUCAUGAUCGCAAAGUGUUUGCUCCUCAGAGCUUCAAUGAAUCCUCUGUUCAUUCUUAAUGAGAACAGUCGUUCUCAUCUGUAUCUCACAGUUUAUCAGUAAAUGCAGUGACUGCUCCAUGCUGGGGGCUGAUGUCCUAACACUGGAGCAACAGUGAAGGUUGUGACUCCUUUAUACAACCUUUAUCAUUUAGUUUUGCACUUUUGUUCAUCAUUUCCAUCCGUGAUAACACCUGAGAUGUGGGAACACAGAGACAUCACCAGCAUUUCAACUAAAACAAAUAAAUAAUUGAAUUAUUCCAUCAAGAAAGACUCUGCAAUGAUUUUCAGAGACAAAUCAAAGCACACACUGUUGAUUGGAUGAUUGAUUACACCUCCAUAUUUCAGAUUCUUCUCCACUCAAACUCUACUAAUAACGAAUCACAGAUUUAAUUAUGCUACUUUUACAUCCGCUCAGAUCUGAUUUGAGAUGUGAUGCUUCUGUAUGUGCUGUAGUUGUGUGCACACAGCUCACCUGUGCAAUGAUGGAUAUUACCGACAUUUCAGGUGCAAAACAAAGUGUUUCCUCUUGUUAAUGACGUCAAAUGUUAUUAUUAUUAGAAAUGAUGGUCAAAACUAUCCUGUAAGCCAAGCUGUAAUAAGACAGAACUAUCCUUUGACAU